Molecule: messenger RNA, 3529 nt
Organism: Saccostrea echinata
Lineage: Eukaryota; Metazoa; Mollusca; Bivalvia; Ostreida; Ostreidae
Product: septin-2-like
Exons: 13
Coding region: 81-2264 (727 amino acids)
Biological process (GO): cell division; cytoskeleton-dependent cytokinesis; regulation of exocytosis
Cellular component (GO): cell division site; septin ring; microtubule cytoskeleton
Molecular function (GO): GTPase activity; molecular adaptor activity; GTP binding
Source: RefSeq, a predicted model, not a curated record
AUUAACGACAUACACAUCUACUUUAUGUCACACUUGAACUCUACACAUUACACUCGUGUUUCCUCUGUAAACAAGUCAUUAUGAUUCCAAGGAGAAAGCCAGGGACUUAUACUUCAGUUUCUACUGUCAAAGCCUCAGUUUCUGAGGGUCAUUCAGGGGACACCAGUAAUCCAAGACCCACCUCAACCUCCGGGGGACAAGCAGGAAGUACAAGUCACCCAAGACCCCACACUGGGGGACAAGCAGGAGGUACCAGUCAUCCAAGACUCCAUUUAAACAGUGGAGGCCACACAGUAGGGACCACUCACCCAAAGUCUCCCACAAGUCCUACUAGCAAGUCAUCAAAUGGUACAGAAGUGACUACAGGAAAAUCAUCUGAAAAUGGGAAAACAAGGCAACCUGUGAAGAAAUCAGACUCAUUUAUUAAUUCAAGAAAUGUGUUCCAGAGCAUGUCAAAUGGCAAGCAAACAAGACCAGUACAAAAGUCUGAGUCUUUUUCAGAGUCAAGAAGAAAAAGUUCAUCUUCUUCCUCAGCCAAAGUGGAUCCAGCUGGACAAAGAAGGUCCAGCUCCACCAAAACUGAUACAGUGCCCAUCUCUGCCAGAGUAGAAAACCAUGGAUCAAAGAGACAAAACUCCACCUCCAGUUCUAGAUCAGGCAGUGUGUCAGAUUCCAGAUCCUCAAGUUUGACAGACUCCUCUUGUGGACCCAAACAAUCCACUGAGCCAUCUGAUCUGGUACCAGGACCAAGAGACCCCUGUGUUACAGAAACCUCAACAAGGAGUGGACUGAUACAGCACCACCCACAUUCUUCUGUGACUGGCUCCACACAGCACCACCCUCACACUCCUAUAACUACACAGCAGCAGCACCCACACUCUUCUGUGAUUGGUCCCACACAGCACCACCCUCAUUCAUCUGGGACUGGCUCUUCACAGCACCACCCACACUCUUCUGUGACUGGCCCCACACAACACCACCCUCAUUCGUCCGUGACUGGCUCCUCACAGCACCACCCACACUCUUCUGUGACUGGCCCCACUGGGACACACUCUGUCCAUUCUAAUACAGUAAAUGGGUCUGUGUCUACUGCUGUUCCUGAGGACAAAGUCAAAGGGGGCUCACCUAGCAAGUUUACAGCACCAGAGCAAUCAGGAUAUGUGGGUUUUGCCAAUCUCCCUAACCAGGUCCACAGAAAGUCAGUCAAAAAGGGUUUCGAGUUCACACUUAUGGUGGUGGGUGAAUCUGGACUGGGGAAGUCUACUUUGGUCAACAGCCUGUUCCUGACAGACCUUUAUCCAGAGAGACACAUACACUCAGCUGCUGAGAAGAUUUCGCAGACAGUGAAGAUUGAUGCCUCCACUGUAGAGAUAGAGGAGCGUGGAGUAAAACUAAGGCUGACUGUGGUGGAUACACCUGGCUUUGGGGAUUCCCUUAACUCCCAGGACUGUUUUAAGCCCAUCAUCCAGUAUAUUGACAGCCAAUUUGAGCGAUACCUGGAGGACGAGAGUGGUUUAAACAGAAGACAUAUCGUGGAUAAUCGUGUUCAUUGCUGUUUCUACUUCAUCAACCCAUCAGGCCACGGCUUACGUCCCCUUGACAUCUCAUUUAUGAAAGCAGUUCAUCACAAAGUAAAUAUAGUCCCAGUCAUUGCUAAGUCUGACACGUUGACGCAGCAGGAAUGUAAACAACUGAAGAGAAAGGUGAUGACACAGAUUGCUGAAAAUGGUAUUAACCUUUACGCACUCCCAGACUGCGAUGAAGACGAGGAUGAAGAAUAUCGAGAACAGUGUCGACUUCUCAAGGAGGCUGUGCCUUUUGCUGUCAUUGGUGCUAAUACUGUUAUAGAGGUCAAAGGUAAAAAGGUCAGAGGUCGUAUGUAUCCAUGGGGAGUGGUGGAGGUUGAAAAUCCAGAUCACUGUGAUUUCAUCAAACUCAGGACCAUGCUUAUCACACACAUGCAAGACUUACAAGAGGUCACACAGGAAGUUCAUUAUGAAAACUUCCGAGCUGAGAAAUUAGCAGGUGGUGGAUCUGUACCCAAGAAAACAAGAAGACCUCGCAAUGAAGAAACUUACAAUGAAAUGACAGAACCGGAGGGCCAGCAAGCAGAUUUGUCAGAUCGUGAGAAACAACUCCUAGAGAAGGAACAAGAGCUGAAGAGAAUGCAGGAAAUGAUUGCUAAGAUGCAGGCAGAGAUGAACCAGCGCAACACACCACAGAAAAUGCAGCAGAAUGGAGAAGUCAAAUCACAGAAUGUGUAAAGUUGUCACAGGUGACCAUUUUGAUUGGACCAGUAUUGAAGAUGAGAUUGUCGUAUUUAUACUUAGCGACCUCAGACAAUCCACACACAGCAAAAAACGCUAUGUUAUCACAUCAUUACACCAAAUCAUCAGAAAAGUGUUCAGUUUGUGAUGUCUAACAUCCAUUUUGCUAUUCACAUUUAGUUUAUAUUUUGCAAAUGCUCUGCUCUGUAUGUUAAAAAGUUACAUUGACUCAUGAUUUUUUAAUGUAAAAUCUGUAAUGUUUUUUUUUAUUUCAAACUUUGUUAUAAAUAUUGUAUGGGAUGAUUUUUGUAUUCUGUGUGAAAAAAGAACAUAAAGAAAAAUUCAUUUUUGAAAGAUAGAUUUCUCAGAUUAAGUGCUUACAUAAGCUAAGUAUUCUACAUUUUAGCAUUGACAAACAACCAAAGUCAUUGUACAUUAUAUGUUUUAUAUUUAGUAUGAAGGUUUAUACUUGUGUACAAAUCAGCGGAACCAAAAUAUUUAAAAUCAAAACUAGAAAGCUCUGAAGAAAGGGAGGUAACUCUCCUUUAGCAUGCUCUAGUCAUCUAUCUCCACGAUCAGCAGUGACAUAUUAGAGUUAUCUACCUUUAUAGAUACAGGUUGAUGAAUUCAUUUUUUCUGUAAAUUAAUUAUUUAAAUGUCUAAUUUAGCUGGUGAUUUCUGUUGUAGUUCACAUUUUUAAAUGUGUCCAUUGGUUUUCUUUCUUAAUGAUAUUACUUCCAUGAGGACAUUCUGUAUAACUGAUCUCCCAUGUAAAAUUCCCCAUCCCAUUUUUUCCCCCAUUCAUGUAAGAUGUAUUGAAUACACUCUAUGUUAAGUGUAUUUUUCCUUUAUUUUUAUAUCAUUUGUGUAGUCUACAUAUAUGAUAUUACUUUUGUUUAUUUCUAGAUAUAUAAAAAAAAAUACUGUAAAGUUUAUGAACAAAUAUAGAUCUGAAAUUGAGUGAAAGAGCAUAAUGACCCCACAACACGAAGGAAUACUUUGUUCACCAUCUUAAUAAAGGGAAAAGCCAAGAUACGAUGAACUUGUAGAAAAUCGUAUAACUUUAUUCUGUUUAUAAACUGACUUAGAUUUUUGACUGUUUAGUGACAUGUAUGAAGUAUGGUAAGAUUUUCCUUGAGAUAUGAAGACUUCUUUAUUAUUCUGCUUUAUAGCUUGUUCUGCUGAUUUUAUCUAACUUUGCAAUAAUUUUGUAACAUUUUUAUUUAAUAUGUACAUGAAUAAAUUUAAUGUAUAUAAACAUG